UCGCUGGGGCCCAGGAUUCGGGGUGGGGAGGGGGGCAGCCCCGAUCCUACCGGCACAGCACCACCCACCUGUGUAUGGGCCGGAUGGACAGACAGUGCGAUGGGGCGGGGGCAGGGGGGGCGGCAGAGCGACGGGUGUGCUGGGGAUAGACCGAUAUUGUGGUAGCCGUGUUGGCCCUGCAGAGGUGGGGAAGGGACCCUGUCCUGGUGGCCCGGCAUUGGGACCUGUCAUACCCCCCCCGCCCCUCCCGAGCCAGCCCCACCCUGACUGUGUCGCGUGCUGUGCUCUGCUGGGACUGGCGUGAAUGGGCGGCCGUGCAUUGGGCCCCGGUGUCCCUCCCCAAACAGUGACACCCCGCUCUGUGGGGCCGGCGUGACGCUCCCCGCUUGUCCUGGUGUCUCGGCCCAGGGGUGAGCAGGCCAGGAUGUCCGAGGGGCCGGCCAGGCGGAAGGUCGGGAUCGUGGGCUUUGGACAUUUGGGCCAGUAUCUGGUGCGGAGACUCCAGGACGAGGGACCCCGGCACGGCCUGGAACUCGCCUUCGUCUGGAACCGGGAUGCGGGGAAGUUGCAGGGGAAGGUGCCGGUUUCCCUCCAGCUGCAGGACCUGGCCCGGUUCCCCGAGCAGUGAGUGCUCCCCCCGCCCCCCCCAGCUGCAGGACCUGGCCCGGUUCCCCGAGCACGAGGUGGAUCUGGUGGUGGAAGUGGCUCAUCCCUGCGUGGUCCGGGACCACGGCGCCUCCUUCCUGUCCGGGGCAGACUUCAUGGUGGGUUCCCCCACGGCCCUGGCUGACCAGGUCACGGAGAUGCGGCUGCGGGAAGCUGCCCGGCGUGGGGGGCACACGCUGUACGUGCCCCGGGGGGCGCUGUGGGGCGGCGAGGACAUCCAGCGGAUGGAUCAGAGGGGUGUGCUGCAGGGCCUGAAGGUGACCAUGAUCAAGCACCCGGACAGCUUCCGGCUGGAGGGGGCGCUGAGGGAGCAGCUAAGGGCCGGGCGGGCCGUGCUGUACGAGGGGCCCGUGCGGGCUCUCUGCCCACUGGCCCCCAACAACGUCAACACCAUGGCGGCUGCUUGCAUGGCCGCCCCCAGCCUGGGCUUCGACGGGGUCCAGGGGUGCCUCAUUGCUGACCCUGGCCUCCCUGACUGGCAUGUGGUGGAGGUGGAGGUGACCGGCCCGUUCGGCGAGCGCAGGGACCAGGCCUUCACGGUCACCACCAGCCGCAGGAACCCAGCCUCCCCCGGAGCUGUCACCGGGGCGGCAACCUUCCCUUCUUUCUGGAGCAGCCUGCUAGCCUGCCAGGGCCACCGAGGGCAUGUCGUUUUGUGCUGAUGCUGGUUUGGGGCCGGAGGGAGCCGGCUGAAGACAGUGGGGCUGGUAGUGUGUGUUGCUGGGGGGGGGGUCCCCUCUGACUAAGAGAUCAUUAAAGAGCAGGGUGGCAGGGAGGAAGGGCGGGAAACCUUUCAAACUUGGUCCCAGAGGCAUGAUGGGGGGUGUAGUUCUUGCUCCCCGGAGCUGAGCGGGAGUCACAGGGUAUGUAACCCCCUCCUGCAGAGACUGAUGUCGGCUGUUGCUUUUGGGUUAUGACGGGAACGGUACAGUAGAACCUCAGCAUUGUGAACACCCGAGUGAUGAACUGACCGGUCAACAACACCUAGGGUGACCAGACAGCAAGUGUGAAAAAUCGGGACAGGGGCGGGGAGGGUAAUAGGAGCCUAUAUAAGAGAGAGACCCCCAGAUCCGGACUGUCCCUAUAAAAUCGGGACAUCUGGUCACGCUAACCACACCCCUCCUUGGGAACCGGACGUACACAGUCAUGCAACAGCCGCAGAGACAAACCGACAAAUCCAGCACAGUCCUGUGUUAAAUGCAAACUACUACAAAAAAAUAAUGGGAAAGUUUAAAAAAAAGAAAGAUCUGACGAGACGAGGAAA
Molecule: messenger RNA, 1930 nt
Organism: Chrysemys picta bellii (western painted turtle)
Lineage: Eukaryota; Metazoa; Chordata; Testudines; Emydidae
Source: RefSeq, a predicted model, not a curated record